Messenger RNA from Ilex paraguariensis (yerba mate), 1125 nucleotides. The record is from the annotation of a GenBank genome assembly. Lineage: Eukaryota; Viridiplantae; Streptophyta; Magnoliopsida; Aquifoliales; Aquifoliaceae.
AUGUUAAGAGUGCAAGGCUUCGACCCACCAGAGCCUCUACAAGAGGAAGUUUCCGGCAAUUUGCUGGUAUAUGACACCGGCGGAAUGCUUUCUCAGGUCAUCAACUUCCCAUCCUGGCCUGUAGCCACCGCCGACAUCUUCAAUGAUCAGAUCAAUCCAUAUUAUAAAUGGCCACCAAAACAGCUACAAACAGUAGCAAAUGAGGCUGAGGUAGCCAUUUUGGGGGAAGUGGAACAUGUUGAUGAUAAUGAUUGUGGUAAUAUAGUGAGUAAUCAUCAGUUUUUGAGCAUUAAUUCAGUCUCAUCAACAAAUUCUAUGCAGUUUUCUUCCAUGAACACUCAAGUCAAAUCAUCUUCUCCUUCCGGUACAUCAUCUUCUCUGAACUUGUUAUUCCCAAACUCAUCAGACUCUCAGCUUCAAGGGUUUCACUUGGUAGGUUCAGAUGUUACAGCCAGCAUGAACCGUCCGGCUCAACUCUCUUGGGGUCCUGGUAGCAGCUGUGGAAGGUUAGUGGAGGGUCAAGGUCUUUCUCUGUCAUUAUCGUCUUCAUUACAGAACUUGGAAGCUGCUGCAAAACUAGAGGAAUUGAGGGUGGGAAAUAAUGGGAUUUUCUUCUGUAAUCAUGGAGAGGGGCCUUCUAUGAAUCCAUAUGAAUCAAAGAACUUGGAGAUUAAUCAACAACUAUUACAUUCACAAGGAAUUAGAGAACACAAUUCUCAAGUUCUAGUUGGGUUUGCAGCAACUCAGAGAACUGAGAAUGGUUUGAGAAAUUCUAGGUAUUUGAAGGCUGUUCAGGAAUUGCUGGAAGAGUUCUGCUGUGUUGGAAGGGGCCACUUCAAAAAUCAGACUCUCAAGAAGCAUAACAGAACCCAUAAUUCUAAUUUAGACAAUCAUAGUGGUGCUUCUUCAGCCGUUACUUCAUUGAAGGACCACCCACCAUUAUCAGCUACUGCAAAGUCUGAAUACCAGAGGAAAAAGCUUCAGUCCCAGCUUUACAGCCAUAACCAGGCCAACUCUACAACUGAAAUCACCAGCACGUUGAAGUCCAAAUCGAAAAGGUGUUUCUUCUUCAAAUUCUAUGUCCCAAAGCUUCCACUAACACAUCAAAUCUUCAAAGGGGCAUGA